Molecule: messenger RNA, 945 nt
Organism: Aspergillus clavatus NRRL 1
Lineage: Eukaryota; Fungi; Ascomycota; Eurotiomycetes; Eurotiales; Aspergillaceae
Product: class I SAM-dependent methyltransferase
Exons: 2
Coding region: 1-945 (314 amino acids)
Biological process (GO): ubiquinone biosynthetic process
Molecular function (GO): methyltransferase activity
Source: RefSeq, a predicted model, not a curated record
AUGUCCGCCCGAUCAUUAUGGCGAAGCCUGCACUACAGUGCGAAGCGGAGGGUGAUGGUUCCCCGGACCCAAUACCGGUGCUUUUCGUGCUCGCUGCGCGCCCAAGAUAGCAGCAAGUCGAGCCACGACGAGCAGAUGACCCAUUUCGGGUUCAAGAAUGUCCGCGAAUCUGAAAAGGAGAACCUGGUUGGCGCGGUGUUUAGCUCCGUCGCAUCCUCCUACGAUACCAUGAACGACUUCAUGUCGCUCGGCAUCCACCGUCUCUGGAAAGACCACUUUGUCCGCUCGUUGAACCCCGGGUCGGCGCUCCCCUCUCGCGACGGCGACAGCACGGGCAAGGGCUGGAACAUCCUGGAUAUCGCCGGCGGGACCGGCGAUAUCGCCUUCCGCAUGCUCGACCACGCCACCAACAUCAAUCACGACUACGAGACGCGGGUGACGAUCAGCGACAUCAACCCGGACAUGCUGGCGGAGGGCAAGAAGCGCAGCAUCGACACGCCCUACUACAACACCUCGCGGCUGUCGUUCCUGGAGGCCAACGCGCAACAGCUGUCCAGCAUCCCGGACAACUCGGUGGACCUGUACACGGUGGUGUUUGGGAUCCGCAACUUCACGGACAAGCAGGCGGCGCUGGGGGAGGCGUUCCGCGUGCUGAAGCCCGGCGGGGUCUUUGCGUGCAUGGAGUUCAGCAAGGUGGAGAGUAGCCUCUUCAAUGCGGUCUACAAGCAGUGGAGUUUCAGCGCCAUCCCGCUCAUCGGGCAGGUCGUGGCCGGCGACCGCGACAGCUACCAGUAUCUGGUGGAGAGUAUCGAGAAGUUCCCGAGCCAGGAGGAGUUCCGCGGGAUGAUCCAGAAGGCCGGGUUUAUGAUUCCUGGACGGGGAUAUGAGAAUCUCACGGGCGGUAUUGCUGCGAUUCACAAGGGUAUCAAGCCGUUGGCCCGGUGA